Molecule: messenger RNA, 4189 nt
Organism: Vigna unguiculata (cowpea)
Lineage: Eukaryota; Viridiplantae; Streptophyta; Magnoliopsida; Fabales; Fabaceae
Gene: TTN8
Product: Structural maintenance of chromosomes (SMC) family protein
Biological process (GO): sister chromatid cohesion
Cellular component (GO): chromosome; cohesin complex; nucleus
Molecular function (GO): DNA binding; protein binding; ATP hydrolysis activity
Source: RefSeq, a predicted model, not a curated record
UUUUGCUGAUAUUAUAAACUUUGAAUCUAAAGACAAUGACGUCGCAAUUGAAAGGCGAAGAUCCCUUAUUUCACUGAUUUUACAAUUGCUUCUCGCACUCCUGAUUCUGCUACUACCGUAUAACGUUCACUCUCGGUUAGGGUUUCUUCUCCCGCCAAUUUUCCCAUCCAUUUCAAUUCCCAAAUCCUAACUAACCCUAGGGUUUACAGUUUCACAGUUUCACUCUGAACGCAACCAUGCCGUCGCUCCUCUCUCCGGGGAGAAUCCACUGUCUGGAGGUGGAGAAUUUCAAGUCCUACAAGGGCUUCCAAAUGAUCGGCCCCUUCUACGACUUCACCGCCAUCAUCGGCCCCAACGGCGCCGGUAAGUCCAACCUCAUGGACGCCAUCAGCUUCGUCCUCGGCGUCCGCACCGGCCAGCUCCGCGGUGCGCAGCUCAAGGACCUCAUCUAUGCCUUCGACGACCGCGAGAAAGACCAGAAGGGUCGCCGAGCCUUCGUCCGCCUUGUCUACCACCUCGCCAACUCCACUGAGAUUCGAUUCACCCGCACCAUCACUGGCGCCGGCUCCAGCGAGUACCGCAUCGACGACACCCUCGUCAAUUGGGACACCUACAACAACAGACUCAAGUCCCUCGGCAUCCUCAUCAAAGCUCGCAAUUUCUUGGUCUUUCAGGGUGAUGUUGAGUCCAUUGCGUCGAAGAAUCCCAAAGAGCUCACUGCACUGGUGGAGCAGAUAUCUGGCUCUGACGAGUGCAAGAGGGACUAUGAGCUGUUUGAAGAGGAAAAAGGCGCUGCUGAAGAAAAAUCAGCACUUGUUUAUCAAAAGAAGAAGACUGUUGUUAUGGAAAGAAAGCAGAAGAAAGAACAGAAGGAAGAAGCAGAGAAGCAUCUCCGCCUCCAACAAGAACUGAAAUCUAUGAAGAGAGAGCAUUUCUUGUGGCAGUUGUUUAAUAUACAUAAUGAUUAUGUUAAAACAAUUAAGGAUCUUGAAGAUGAGGAGAGAAGUCGUGAAGGUGUUGUUAAAGAGCUGGAAAAUUUUGAAAAUGAAGCUAGUAAAAGAAAAGAGCAGGCCAAAUAUCUCAAAGAGAUUACGCUGCGGGAAAAGAGAAUUAAUGAGAAAAACAGCAGACUCGAUAAGAGUCAGCCUGAGCUUCUGAAGUUAAAGGAGGAAAUGACCCGUAUUACUUCAAAAAUUAAAAAAGGGAAGAAAGAACUUGAUAAAAAAAAGGUUGAACGGACGAAGCAUGAUGCUGAUAUUGCAUUACUACAGAAUGGCAUCCAGGAUCUUACAGCUAAAAUGGCAGACCUUCAGGAAAAGGGACGGGAUGUUGAUGAUGAGCUUGAUUUGCAAGGCAAUGAUUUGGAUGAGUAUUUUCGAAUUAAAGAGGAGGCUGGGAUGAAAACUGCAAAGCUUAGAGAAGAAAAGGAGCUUCUAGAUAGGAAACUAAAUGCUGAUACCGAAGCUCAAAAGAAUUUGGAAGAAAAUCUUCAACAGUUAAGAAACAGGGAGUCUGAACUGAACUCACAGGAAGAACAGAUGCGAGCAAGGCUUGAAAAGAUUCUUGAUAAUUCUGCAAAAAAUAAAACUGGCCUUGAGAACUUGAAAAAGGAACUACGUGCGAUGCAGGACAAACAUCGUGAUUCCAAGAAAAAAUAUGAAAAUUUGAGGUUAAAAAUCGGUGAAGUAGAAAAUCAACUUCGUGAAUUGAGGGCUGAUAGAUAUGAAAGUGAGAGAGAUGUUAGGUUGUCUCAGGCUGUUGAAACUCUGAAGCGCCUGUUUCAAGGAGUUCAUGGUCGCAUGACUGAUCUUUGUAGGCCAACACAGAAGAAGUAUAACCUUGCUGUUACUGUUGCAAUGGGUAAAUUUAUGGAUGCAGUUGUAGUUGACAAGGAGUCAACUGGGAAGGAAUGCAUCAAGUAUUUAAAAGAUCAGAGGCUUCCUCCCCAGACAUUUAUUCCUCUGGAAUCAGUUCGGGUGAAGCCAAUAAUGGAAAGAUUGCGCACAUUAGGGGGUACAGCAAAACUGGUCUUUGAUGUGAUUCAGUUUGAUCCCUCCUUGGAGAAGGCAAUUCUCUUUGCUGUUGGGAACACUCUUGUUUGUGAUGAUCUUGAAGAGGCCAAAAUUUUAAGCUGGAGUGGGGAGAGGUUUAAAGUUGUAACUGUGGAUGGAAUUCUGCUCACAAAAUCCGGCACAAUGACUGGAGGCACUAGUGGUGGAAUGGAAGCAAGGUCAAAACAGUGGGAUGACAAGAAAAUUGAAGGACUUAAUAAAAAGAAAGAGCAGUAUGAAGCAGAGUUGGAAUCGCUAGGAUCAAUAAGGGAUAUGCACCUUAAAGAGUCUGAAGCAUCUGGAAAAAUUAGUGGACUUGAGAAAAAGAUUCAAUAUGCCGAAAUUGAGAAGCGAAGCAUUGAAGAUAAACUUUCAAAUCUGAGCCACGAAAAGAAGACAAUCAAAGAAAGAAUUGAAUGUAUCAGUCCAGAGCUGAAGAAGUUAAAUGAUGCUGUUAACAAGAACAAUGCAGAAAUACGCAAGCUUGAGAGGAGAAUAAAUGAAAUUACUGAUAGGAUAUACAGAGACUUCAGCAAGUCAGUUGGGGUAGCAAACAUCCGUGAAUAUGAAGAAAACAGACUCAAGGCUGCUCAAAAUAUAGCGGAGGAGAGGCUGAACUUGAGUAGCCAACUUUCAAAAUUAAAAUAUCAGUUGGAGUAUGAACAAAAUCGGGACAUGAGUUCGCGAAUUCUAGAACUGGAAGCUUCUAUAAGUGCUUUAGAGAAAGAUUUAAAACGUGUACAGGACAGAGAGGCUGCAGCGAAGUUAGCAGCUGAGAAGUCUACUGAAGAGGUUAAUCAGUUAAAGGAAGAAGUUAAAGAGUGGAAAUCCAAGUCAGAAGAAUGUGAGAAGGAAAUCCAAGAGUGGAAGAAGAAAGCUUCUGCAGCCACAACAAACAUAUCCAAACUUAAUCGGCUGAUACAUUCUAAGGAGGCACAGAUCGAUCAGUUGAAUGUGCAAAAGCAGGAAAUAUUAGAAAAGUGUGAACUCGAACAGAUUAACCUCCCUAUCAUACCAGAUCCCAUGGAUACUGAUAACUCAGUACCAGGUCCACAUUUUGAUUUUGAUCAACUAAGUAGGUCACUGAAAGAUAAGAGGCACUCAGACAGGGAUAAAAUUGAGGUGGACUUUAAGCAAAAAAUUGAUGCCUUGGUAUCUGAGAUUGAAAGAACAGCACCAAAUUUGAAGGCAUUGGACCAAUAUGAGGCUCUUUUGGAAAAGGAAAGAGCUGUAACUGAGGAGUUUGAAGCUGUCAGGAAAGAGGAGAGGGAAAAAACACAAAGAUUUAAUGAGGUUAAGCAGAGAAGGUACCAAUUGUUCAUGGAUGCUUUUAACCAUAUAUCUGGCAAUAUAGAUAAAAUUUACAAACAACUUACAAAGAGCAAUACACAUCCACUGGGGGGAACAGCAUAUCUAAACUUGGAAAAUGACGAUGAUCCAUUUCUUCAUGGCAUUAAGUACACUGCUAUGCCCCCAACGAAGCGUUUCCGUGAUAUGGAGCAACUAUCUGGUGGGGAAAAGACAGUUGCAGCACUAGCAUUGUUAUUCUCCAUCCACAGUUACAAGCCUUCACCAUUUUUUAUAUUGGACGAAGUUGAUGCUGCGUUGGACAACUUGAAUGUUGCCAAGGUUGCUGGCUUUAUUCGUUCAAAAUCAUGCGAAGGGGCAAGGACUAACCAGGAUGCUGAUGGUGGAAGUGGUUUUCAGAGUAUUGUGAUAUCACUGAAAGACACUUUUUAUGACAAAGCUGAAGCGCUAGUUGGUGUUUACAGAGAUUCUGAAAGAGGCUGUUCGAGAACCCUCACAUUUGAUCUGACCAAAUACCGGGAGUCCUAAUAUUCUUCCAUACCGGGGUAUUUUUAUUUGUUGUGUGAAGAUGGACAAACUCAUUUGUGUAUCUGCUUUGGGUUCUUUUUUAAAAUUAUUGUAAAUAGGAUUUCAUCACUUUCUAUGUAGAAUACAGUAGCUAGAUGUCCUAACAAUCCUUGAAUUAUUUUUUAUUCAUUAGGCUCUUUUUUGUAACUUGUCUUUAGCUUUCUUAUGUAUCAUGUGUACAGUCCUCGUAAAACUCAAAUGACCUUUAGAACUGAAGCAUCAUCAUUAACAAAAUGAAAGAAGAGGUCAAGUUUGAGAGGUAA